Molecule: messenger RNA, 4296 nt
Organism: Monomorium pharaonis (pharaoh ant)
Lineage: Eukaryota; Metazoa; Arthropoda; Insecta; Hymenoptera; Formicidae
Exons: 2
Coding region: 38-1129 (363 amino acids)
Source: RefSeq, a predicted model, not a curated record
UCAACUUUUUGCAGAAUUCGAAAAGGCAGAAAUAAUUAUGCAUCGCGAACAAGAUGAUCUUCCCAACGCUGCACAUCCUGCCGAGUCUACGAGAAAUACGUUUUGGGACUUUAUUUCAUUUGAAAACAAUGUAAAAAGUGAAGAAAUACCUUUCUAUAAUCAACCGAGGACGAAAAAUCACAGCAGAUUACAAAAAAUGACGCCGGGCAGGAGAAGAUCAUACGUCUUCGAUUCGCAGCCGAAACGCGUAGAUAUCGUUAGUUCGGAAGAAGAGGAAGAGUUCAAAGAAACGUUAAGAAGAGACAGUCGAGAUACAAUUAACAUGAAGCCGCAUUCGGCGACCGAAGAAAGAAAGAUCAAGUCUCCAACGACUGAGGGAAAAAAAGAAAGGACAAGUGCGACUCAAACAAUCGUUGAUGAUCGUCGACACUGUUACAAAUUCGUCAACAAACUUUCCAAUAAUUCUUCCAAGAAAACGGCUCUAUCGACAAAAACGAUUGAUCGCGUCGCGGACUCGAAGAGUAACGGACGGACAUAUACGGAAAACAAAAGAGAUAAUAACGCGAAUUCUCAUCCCAAAAAUUCUAAAAGUAAUGAAACGAAUCGAAUCAAAGUAAUUGUCUCACAAUUAUCACCCAAGAAGAAGAUAACGAAGAACGAGAUGACAUUCACUUCGAAGAUGACGGAUGCUUCCGCGCCAAUGCAAAAAGGCGUAAAUGCAAAAAAAGAGGGGAGGAAAUUUUUCUCCAGAUUACCUGUGAGAACGUGGAAACGUCUGAGAACAAAAGAACCCGGCAUAUCGCGCGCCGAGAGCCACACGACGAACGGAGAUGUUAGCCAAGAACUUCGGGGAUUGGAAAAGGAAAUAACUGCGAAGUCGAGUAAUCAUCCGGUGAGGGUAGAAAACAAUGAUGUCCGCGAGAAAAAUUGUACAGCCGCAAAUCACAACGGUAUAAAACGAAGCGGACGUUUCGAAGCGGAAUCGGUCGGUGCCGAUAAGCCAAGCUUGGCUUCCUCCGUUUUGAAGAACAUAAAAGGAUUUAAGGAUGCGACUACGGCGGCGAGGGAAGCGCACAAGCAACGGAAGACGAAAACGAGCGUCAAGUAUCAUUUAAAUCGGAAUUUGUAAAACUUUACUAAUUUCAAUGUUAUACUUGUAACUGUAUCAAUCAGUAAUUUAUACACUGUCUUUCAGUGAUAUUACUUCUGUAAUUCUUCUGUAAUCGAAGUCACUGAAAGACAAUGAUGAUCAGAGUUAUAAGUAAAGCACAAAUAUAUGAAUACAGAUUCUAACGUAGUUGAAACUUAGAGAACAGAAAGUGUCUUGAAAUUAAACACAAAAUAUAUUUUAUUUUAAUCGAUGUCUAUAUUAAAGAUUUAAUCUACAUUUCAUAAUUUACGUUUUGUCAAUUCUUGUCAAAAAUGCAUUAGAAAUAGAGCUUGGUAAUAUUGAAUGAAUUAAUCCCAAUUAAAUAUUUGAUUGAUAUAGCCAAAGAAUAAUUUUAUUCCAAACUUAAUAAUAUUAAGUAAAUAUUACUAAGAUUGGUUUCUAAAUAUUUAAAAAAGAAUAAAAUUAUUUUUAAAAAUACAAUUAAUUUCUUAUAACACAAAACUCAGAACUGUUCACGUUGCUUCCGAAAUCUAUUAAAUCUUUUAUUUGACGUAAUCAUGACGUACAUUCCGGAUAAUUAAAAAAAUUGGACUCGUUACUUACACUUCGAACAUUGUGAAAAUCAAUUAAUAUGUACGUUUUUUCAAUUUUAUACUCUUACGAGAUUGUACUGAAAAUGAUCCGAAACAAAGAAUCAAAAUGUAUACAUUAUUAUAUAUGAAUUUAUACGAAAAGCUUGUAAUGGUUCUAAGUUAACAUUAUUCCUGCUUAUUUAUAAUAAAAUUACUCUUAGUUACAUUAACUGAAUAUUUAAUUGGCAUUAUUUCACUCUAUUAUUUUAAUUAUCAACGUCCAAAUUUUUUCUUUAGUGUAGAGAUUGAAAAAGAUAAAGCGACACGAUCUAAUCGUCCUGAACACGGCAUUUUUCGAUCGGUAUCGGUUCCGUCUCUGUGCCUCGUUUGAGAAAAGGAAAAAAAAGCGAUCGGCUACACGAUCGAGAAUGCGUAACCGCAUGGAACGAGACGUACAUAAUUGUACGCGCGUAAUGGGGCCGUUGAGUUACCUCAAAAGAAGACCCCUCCCGAAUGAUACCAAUUAUGCCAUCAACGUACCACGCGUACGUUCCCCUCCCGCUGUCGACGAUUUUCUGUCACAGCACAGUCACGACUCGCCCGCAUGUCACAACCCCCGCUUGUGUAACUACCCCUAAAGUGGAGCGCCUCGUAUAAUGCCGCGUCGCGAUUCUCGCUGGGGUUCACCGCGCGCGGCGAUCUCAGGAUAGGGACGGGAAAGAAAUAUGUAAUUGUCCAUAUUUACCCUUGCACCCGGCAUAUUCAAACAACAACACGAAACAUCCCCUCCGGAGACACCCCCAUAGUACGGAUAAGGCGUCGACUCAAUCCGGACACGGACUCAAAUAUUUUCCUUCUGUCGCUUCGCGAUAAUACUGCCCAUUCUUAAUCUGUCCUUUCAAAUUAAACAUUUUUACUAAUACGAAAUUGAAUUGACUCAUAGAAACAAUAACAUGAAUGUGCACACAAAUUUUAGAGAAACUCAUUAAGAUGUACUUAAAAGAAGAAUACUCUAUCAAAAAAUGAUAUAAAAUUUUAGCGAAAGAAUAAAAGUCAGAAUAAACAAAUUGAAUUUUUGUUUUAAUUUAAUAUUUUCCAUCAAAAAUAAUAAAAGGCUAAAUUACUAGCAAAUAUUAUCUGUUUCAAGUAUUUCAUCACGCUUAUAUACAUCCGUCAAAUCUGUCAUGUGUGUCAUAAGCGUCAAAAUUAUUUAAACUAUAUUCUGAAUUCUAGUAAAUUAAUGUUUCAAUCCAAAAUAUUAAAUUAAAACAAAAAAACAAUUUGCUUAUUACUCUAAUUUUGCUUAAAUAAAAUUUUAUGAUGUAACAUUCCUUGAAGAAGUAUAAAUUUUCUUCUUUUGAUAACAUCUUGUUUCUCUAACAUUUGCGAUGAGUAUAUUUCAAGAAGAGAUUCAUCAAGAAAAUAUUUUUCACCAAAUAUGACCAUUACGUAGACAAAGAAAAGUAAAUUGAGUUAACAUUUUUCUUAGUAGUAGUAGAAUUGAUUUUUUUCCGUUUAUACGAAUUCCCUUCCGUGUUUACAACAUCGCUGAAAUUAUGUCGAUCCGUUCCGGUCGCCUCAGUCACGCUGGUGAGGCAGGAAUGUAAGGACAAGACGGCGAGAAGCCGAAAAACGGAGCGACGACGGAGAGAAGAGCACGCGAAAGGAGUCGACGAGUCACCCCCGCGCGCGCGCGGGGGUGAGCCAAGCCGCCCAGCUGGAGGCAGAUAAUCAAAUAAACCUGCACGCACCGUAUAAAUUAUCAAUCAGGGCGCGAUUGUGCAACCCCAACAGAGAGGGAGCCAUCCAUGUCGGUAAGGGUUGUUACAUCGACGUCGAGGGUGAGGGGCCGAAGAGAAGGAGGAGAGCGGACGUGUGCGUCCGUCGCCGUCGUGUCGAAUGACCCCGCAACCGUUAUCUUCCUCGCGUGCGUGGGCGUGCAUGAACGUGAGUUCACGCCCUGUAGUUUCGAGGGGAUAAGAUAACGGGGGUGAGAGGAGGUGGGGACAAACGUCGGAGGGAGAGACGACGUGUGCACGUGCCAGAGAGAGAAUCGUCAUCGCGCGUAAGGUGUUUCGUGUUGCACGUGUGCAACGAGAUCUUCGUGGCCGCCGAAGCCGAGCACCAUUCUUUUUAACUCUUUAUUCGCGGGGAAAGAUAUCUCGGGAAUCUCGAUCGCGGGAUCAUUGAUUGCGACCGUCUGUUGCGUCACGCGAUUCGCUCGCGAGAACCUCCUCUCCGGGAGAUUGUCUCCGCUGCAUGUGUUUGUAACUGAGACUGGCAACCAAUUCGCUCGGGCUCGUAAAGGAAUGUUUGCUGCAUUGACAAGGCCGCCUCGAUCACGCGCAACGGGAGCGAGAAACAAGCAUAGCCGAGCCAAUUAAGCGUCAAGGGGGAUCAACCGGCUCGAGCGCCUGAGGCGUCGACGUAUCGAAAUUAAUCGGCCCGUCGGCUAAUUCUCCCCAAACUCGCCCAUGAUACUCCCGCUGCCCGUGUAUACAGAGUGUACCUUGAAUUCGUCAUAAUUAGUUCCACCGAUUUCACUCACCGAUGCAUAUUGUCAAUUUUUUAAGUCCUUCUCUGAGAAAUAUAUAUUUGCCACAAAUAAAAAAA